Molecule: messenger RNA, 1635 nt
Organism: Helianthus annuus (common sunflower)
Lineage: Eukaryota; Viridiplantae; Streptophyta; Magnoliopsida; Asterales; Asteraceae
Product: pentatricopeptide repeat-containing protein At2g03380, mitochondrial
Exons: 2
Coding region: 1-1635 (544 amino acids)
Biological process (GO): RNA modification
Molecular function (GO): RNA binding; protein binding
Source: RefSeq, a predicted model, not a curated record
AUGCCUGACCCAGAUAUGUUUUCAUAUAAAGUGAUGAUUAGAUGGUAUUACAUAAGUGAUCUACACUUUGAAACUAUUGGGUUCUACAAGUGUUUGAGGAAAUGCCUCAAUGAACACGACAAUGUUGUGUUUUCGAUUGUUGUUAAGGCGUGUACAGAGCUGCGAGAUGUUAAUGAAGGUAGGAAGGUGCAUUGUGAUAUUGUGAAAGCUGGAAGUGCUGACGGUUUUGUUUUGACUAGUCUUGUUGACAUGUAUGCUAAAUGUGGUGACGUUGAAUGUUCACGAAGAGUUUUUGAGAACAUUGUUGAUAGGGAUGUUGUUUCUUGGACUUCUAUGAUCGUUGCUUAUGUGCAAAAUGGGUGUGCGGAGGAAGCGUUGGUGUUGUUUAAUAGGAUGAGAAGUGGGUUGAUCGAAGGAAAUCAGCAUACGCUUGGGAGCGUUGUUUCCGCGUGUUCAAAGUUGAGAUCUUUACAUCAAGGAAAAUGGGUUCAUGGAUAUGCGAUCAAGAACGGGGUUGAUUUCAAUUCACAUUUCGUAAGUUCUCUUGUGGAUAUGUACAUGAAGUGCGGGGCGGUUCUUGAUGCUCAAUCCGCUUUCGAUGAGUCUUCUAAUAUCGAUCUUGUUAGUUGGACAGCAAUGAUUGUUGGGUACAGUCAAAACGGAUAUCCAAAUCAAGCAAUUGGGUUAUUUACAAACAAGUAUUUACACAUCUUGCCCAAUUCAGUUGCUAUCGCGAGCGUUAUAUCCGCAUGUGCACAAUUGGGUCAUUCACAGUUAGGUAGAGCGAUACAUUGUCACGAGGUUAAACUCGGGUUAGAAGAUGGUAAUGUGAUAAACGCUCUUGUUGAUAUGUACGCAAAAUGUCAAAUGAUUAAGGAUGCUCGUUACCUGUUCGACAGUUUAACGAACAAAGAUUUGAUUACAUGGAACUCAGUUAUCAACGGGUAUGCUCAAAUCGGCUGUAUUUAUGAAGUUACAAGAUUAUUUCAUCAAAUGAGGUUAGAAGGUUUUCGGCCGGAUGAAAUUACGUUAGUGACCCUCCUUUCAUGUUUUGCUUCGUUCGGUGAUCUUCAAAUCGGUUCUUCUCUUCACGCUUAUUGCAUUAAAGAAUCACUAACAUGUGAUAAUGUAUAUAUCAACACAUCACUUGUGCAUUUUUACGCUAAAUGUGGUGAAUUAACGACUGCUCGUCGUGUAUUUGAUUUUAUGGGCGAAAAGAAUGUAAUUUCAUGGAACGUGUUGAUUAACGCGUAUGGAAUGCAAGGGGAUUGUAAUGGAACAUUUGACGUUUUUAAUGAUAUGGUAAAGGAAAGCGUACAUCCUACUGAUGCUACAUUUACAGCAAUUCUAUCUGCGUGUAGUCACACAGGAAAUCUCGAAGCAUGGAAGUUCUUUGACUUGAUGUGCAAAGACUUUGACUUUACUCCAAAAAUGAAUCACUACGCGUGUUUGGUUGACUUGUUGGCGCGUUCUGGUCGGCUUGAAGAAGCAUUCAGUCUCGUUAAAAACAUGCGGGUUCAGCCUGAUGUGAGCGUGUUUGGAUCAUUUCUCCACGGGUGCAGUAUGCACUCGAGAUGGAAGAUGGAGUCAAGUCUCUCAAAUAAGGGAGUUGAUGAAGCUGAAAGAUUUGAGUAA